Molecule: messenger RNA, 2227 nt
Organism: Platichthys flesus (European flounder)
Lineage: Eukaryota; Metazoa; Chordata; Actinopteri; Pleuronectiformes; Pleuronectidae
Gene: gnb5a
Product: guanine nucleotide binding protein (G protein), beta 5a
Exons: 10
Coding region: 21-1106 (361 amino acids)
Biological process (GO): G protein-coupled receptor signaling pathway; G protein-coupled dopamine receptor signaling pathway
Cellular component (GO): cytoplasm; heterotrimeric G-protein complex
Molecular function (GO): protein binding; signaling receptor complex adaptor activity
Source: RefSeq, a predicted model, not a curated record
GCCCUGCACAAAGGAAAUUUAUGAGAUCCCCUCUGAUCCCUGAAAUGGCGACACAGGAGGUACAGCUGAGCGAGACCCUAACCCACCUCAAGACGGAGUCGGACACGCUGAAGUCGAAGCUGGAGGAUGAACGGGCGAAGCUGCACGACGUCGAGCUACACCAGGUGGCAGAGAAGGUGGAGGGACUGGGUCAGUUUGUCAUGAAGACCCGGAGAACUCUGAAGGGCCACGGCAACAAAGUUCUGUGUAUGGACUGGUGUAAGGACAAGAGGAGGAUCGUCAGCUCCUCACAGGAUGGAAAAGUGAUAGUAUGGGAUGCUUUCACCACCAACAAGGAGCACGCUGUGACGAUGCCUUGCACCUGGGUGAUGGCCUGCGCCUACGCUCCCUCUGGGUGUGCUGUAGCCUGUGGUGGUCUGGACAACAAAUGCUCUGUGUAUCCCCUGUCCCUGGACAAGAAUGAGAACUUGGCUGCGAAGAAGAAGUCAGUGGCCAUGCACACAAACUACCUUUCUGCCUGUAGCUUCACCAACUCAGAUAUGCAGAUCCUGACGUCCAGCGGUGAUGGAACGUGUGCAUUAUGGGAUGUUGAGAGCGGGCAGCUGCUGCAGAGUUUCCAUGGACACGCAGCAGACGUGCUCUGUCUGGACCUGGCUCCCUCCGAGACCGGAAACACAUUCGUUUCAGGGGGUUGUGAUAAGAAGGCCAAUGUGUGGGACAUGCGCUCAGGACAGUGUAUUCAGUCCUUUGAAACUCAUGAAUCGGACAUAAACAGUGUGCGAUAUUAUCCCAGUGGAGAUGCAUUUGCCUCUGGCUCAGAUGAUGCUACAUGCCGCCUGUAUGACUUGAGGGCAGACAGAGAAGUGGCUAUCUAUUCCAAAGAGAGCAUCAUAUUCGGGGUCUCCAGUGUUGAUUUCUCUCUCAGUGGCCGACUUCUGUUUGCCGGCUACAACGACUACACCAUAAAUGUUUGGGAUGUUCUCAAAGGAACACGGGUUUCAAUUCUGUUCGGACAUGAGAACCGUGUCAGUACGCUGCGAGUGUCCCCUGAUGGGACCGCCUUCGCCACAGGUUCCUGGGACCACACUCUGAGGAUCUGGGCUUAAGGAUGAAGACACAGAGGAAUAAGUGGUACACAGACCUACUGAAGACACACCAAUGUUUCUGUUUGCUAGAGUACAAUCACAGAGAUAGAGACUCCAUCUUGGUUGUACAUAGAGCAUAUUAAUAGCAUUGUAUAUACUCCAGUCUCCUGGCCAUGGUAGAUUUACAUAUUUCAGAGACUAAUUAAACCAAAUGGCACGCUUGUAUUACAGUAUGAUUGAAAGAAAAUUGCACAGAAAUACUUAUGGUUACAACAACUCGAGAUGUAAAAUGUAAAUUGUAGAAACUAUAAUUGGUAGUGACUAGCAUCAGUCUAGGAUAGAAGUGGCACAAUAAAGGGAUGUUAUGUAUGUUACCACAAUUACAUGUAUAUUUAUUUGUUUUUUGCACAAAAAAAAUUGGAAUGCAAUCUGUGAAAGAAAAUAAGAUGGGAGGAAGUAAAAUUACAUCUGCAGGAGAAGCAGUGAGGUUUAUAUGAAGCCCUCAGAGCUUCAGCCAUCAGUCGUAGUCAUAGUGAGAGGUAGGGAAUAUGUGGUUUCUGUGCAAAUGGGAAAUAUUGGAAAAUCUAGGAUAGUAGUGAUGAUUUACUUGUAGUGAGUCACUAUAACUUUGUCUGCAGCAAUUCAAAAUAACAUUCCAUAUCAGUGAGCAGUGGCAUCAAAUAUUAUGACCAUAAGUGCUAAUAUUUAGUUUUUCAAAGAUGGGGAUGGAGAGCAAAUUCAGGCAUCAUUAAUUCUCCAACUUCUGCUUUCUCUACAGUAACUCACGUGCCAAUAUUGAUGUAUUGUAAGAAAGCGGAUUUUAAGGUAAACUUAUGAUAGAUGUCUUUUAUUUUCAUUCAACCCGGUGAUCUUAAAGAUGCAGCUUACCCCUUCCUGCUGUGGAAGCCACUCACUACUGCUCCAUGUGCACAUUGAGUCACUGCAAACACCCUCAACCUCUGAACCUGUGGUCCCCCAGUAGAUAUCUAUAUACCAAUAUAUGUAUAUAUAUGUAUUAGAAUCUAAUAUAUAUAUAUUAGAAUCCUUUUCAUGCAGUUGUCAAAUGGCUGUAAUUUCAUAUUUACUGAAAUUAUUUAUUGUAGUUAAGUGUACAGUUAUAAAAGGGACUGUUUAUCAAAAUA